Aspergillus sclerotioniger CBS 115572 is the source of this 4104-nucleotide messenger RNA. Its product is annotated as RNA-directed RNA polymerase (Sad-1). The transcript has 4 exons. The record is from RefSeq and is a predicted model, not a curated record. Gene Ontology annotation, biological process: siRNA processing. Bases 1 to 4104 code for a protein of 1367 amino acids. Lineage: Eukaryota; Fungi; Ascomycota; Eurotiomycetes; Eurotiales; Aspergillaceae. Gene Ontology annotation, molecular function: nucleic acid binding; RNA-directed RNA polymerase activity. Gene Ontology annotation, cellular component: nuclear RNA-directed RNA polymerase complex.
AUGCGUCCACGAAACAAACAGCCACAGUAUCCAAGAGGAAAAGGGCGCCGUCUAGAGGCGGUUCCCCCUCCUCCUCAGAGCUCCCCUCAGAUCUUGGCCCCAUGGCGGCUGUGGGAUAGUGUGGCGAUCAAGAUCACCAACCUUCCUUUGGAAACCAAUGCCCAGAUUAUCUGGACUGCCUUCAAAGAUGAAGGUAAUAUCUUCUCGAUUGAUCUGUUUGAGGAUCACCAUGGCCAUAGGACACCAAAGGGGAAGAUCCGCUUCAAGCCGCCGCCCCAUACCGACUUCUGGCGAAACGGCACCUAUACCAUCAUGUUGCCGGACGGACGAGCAGCACACAUAUUCAUAGCUCUUGAAGCACCUAGAACCUCGGACCUUGAGAUUCCAAGCCCAGUCCGUCCCACGGUCCGGUAUCCAGCCGAGCUCACGAUACCAAUCUCUUCAAUCGACAUUGGAGUUAUGUUCAAUGAGACAACCUUUCUGCCAAUGUGGACCGUUGGUUUGACUGGAGCCCCCUACGUACUGCUUAAUCUCAAGCAGAGGGCACUAUAUGUCUUCUUUAGGCUACAGAUCUUCAGCUCAAAGCGGAAAUCAGUCUCCGUCGCAGACACCUGGCACGAUUAUCGUCUCAAGAUUCCCUUUCGGCUGAUGAACAAGGUCUUUCAGUCUCGUGAUGUUAGAACUGGAACGAUAUCUCAAUCGACCGUGUUGGACUAUCCUCCCAUGUACCAUCGUCGGAUCAGGGAUAUAGAGGCCACAUUCAUUGAAGAAGGGAGCUGGAGGGAUUCGGACUGUUGGUACCGACAAACGCACAUUGUCCACAAUCCCCUCCAGUCAUCCACUCUUCCAGUCACCCUACCAAGGCAUAAACCCAUCAUUGACAUCGGCCGCUGGAAUGUAUUCAGGUUCAAUUACGCGAGUGAUUGUAAUAAGAAGGGGAAAUUUGGUCAGCUUUGUAAUAUCCUCCAAGACUUCAACGUUUCCAUUGAGGAAACCGAUCGCUUCACCGAAUGGGACGUUGGCAAAGAAAGGAUGCCGCCAGUAUGGAAAUGGAUCGAUCUAUCGGAGAUUUCAACGUCGCCCAAUUCGUCGUCUUUGCAUGACCUGAUUGACUCUACUUAUGUCCCUCUGCCAUUUUCAGUCCGCUAUCAGCUGGAAGUCUGCAUCUCCAAUGGAUUUCUCUCUGAAUACAACAUGACGCGUGAGUUCGCUGUUAAACUGGCUGACCUUGGGGAAGCGAAAGCUAGAAAGCUUCUGGAGCAUGUGGCGAACCAGAAGCAGCGGUACUUUGAUCCCAUGAGGAUCUUUGAUCUGUUGUUUGUGAAGGGUGUGACCAAUGCAAGGAUCCCUCCAUACUGUUGCUAUAUGCGAUCCGCUACGAUCACCCCCAGUACCGUUUACUAUAACUUGCCAUCCGUGGAUAUCUCGAAUCGGAUCAUUAGACGCUAUAUGGAGCAUGCGGAUCGCUUCCUCCGAGUUCGGUUCACCGAUGAGAAGUUGUUUGGUCGCAUCAAUGCCACAAGCGACGAUUGUAAUGAUGAGAUAUUCACUCGAAUCAAGCGAGCCUUGGCAAAUGGCAUUGUCAUUGGAGACAGGCGUUAUGAAUUCCUCGCCUUUGGAAACUCCCAAUUCCGUGAGCAUGGAGCAUAUUUCUUCGCGCCGCUACCUGACCUUACAGCUGCCAACAUGCGAGCUUGGAUGGGGCAUUUCAAUAAUAUCCGGAAUGUUGCCAAGUACGCAGCACGCCUGGGCCAAUGUUUUUCAACGACUAGAGCCAUAGCUGGCUGUCCGGUGCAAAUACGCAAGAUUGAGGAUGUGGAGCGAAAUGGCUAUACUUUCUCUGACGGCGUUGGGAAGAUCUCGCGAUUCCUUGCGCAAAUGGCAAUGAACGAACUCAAAAUCAAGACGCCAACGGGCGAUCCCCCAUCUGCUUUUCAAUUUCGUCUGGGAGGCUGCAAGGGCAUGCUUGCUGUUUCAAGCGAUGCCCAGCCCCAGGAAAUACACAUCCGCAAAAGUCAACAUAAGUUUUCGGCCAUGCAUAACGGGCUGGAGAUUAUCAGGUGGUCUCAAUUCUCAAUGGCUACAUUAAACCGGCAGCUGAUCCUUGUGUUGUCUACCCUCGGAAUCACUGAUGAUGUGUUUCAUUACAAGCUCGGGACUAUGCUACGGGCCCUCAAUGAAGCCAUGGAGAGCGACUCUCGCGCAAUUGAAGUGCUGAAGAAGUACGUCGAUCCCAAUCAGACAACUCUCACAGUCAGUCGAAUGGUUUCCGAUGGGUUUCGAAGGUCUAAAGAGCCAUUCAUAACAUCUAUCUUAGCACUGUGGCGGGCCUGGCAUUUGAAGUAUUUGAAAGAGAAGGCAAAGAUUGUCAUUGAUGAAGGUGCAAACCUACUGGGGAUUAUGGACGAGACUGGCAUCCUCAAAGGUCAUUUUAAUGACCAGGUCCCGAAGAAAGACGCUCCCCAUGAGCAGCAACUUGCGGCAUUGCCUGAGAUCUUUUUGCAGAUUUCUUGCCCAGAAGGCUCUGAUAUAAAGUAUCGAGUCAUUGAAGGAACCUGCAUCUUGGCACGCAAUCCUUCGCUGCACCCCGGUGACAUUCGUGUCGUUAAAGCUGUCAACGUACCAGAGUUGCGCAACCUUCAUGAUGUGGUCGUCCUGCCACAGACCGGGGAUCGAGAUAUUGCGAGCAUGUGCUCCGGCGGAGACCUUGAUGGGGACGAUUACCUGGUCAUCUGGGACCAGGAUCUACUGCACAAAGACUGGUUUCGAGCACCGAUGCGCUAUACAAGCAACAAGGCCCGAGACCUAGACCAUGACGUUACAGUGGAUGAGAUCACCUCUUUCUUCGUCACAUAUAUGAAGAAUGACAGCCUCCCAACAAUCGCUCACGCCCACGUUGCCUGGGCAGAUUGGCUUGAGGAUGGUGUCAACGAGGAGAAAUGCAUUCGCCUCGCCCAGCUCCAUUCUGACGCCGUCGACUACAACAAGACAGGGAGCCCAGCUAUGAUGACCCGCAGCCUGCAGCCACGCAUGUGGCCUCAUUUCAUGGAAAAGCCCAAGCCACAAGACAAGAUCUACCGCUCGCACAAGAUUCUCGGUCAAUUAUAUGAUGCCGUGGAGAGAGUCGACUUUGUCCCCAGCUUGGAGAUGCCUUUUGACGAGCGAAUCCUCAGCAGUAGGCUCAAAGUCAGCGAAGAUCUGUACACGUUCGCCAAGAACCUCAAGGUGGAGUACGAUGCAGCCAUGCGCCGAAUCAUGGCACAAUACGAGAUCAAGACCGAGUUCGAAGUUUGGUCUACAUUUGUCCUCGGCCAUUCACACAUGAGCAAGGACUAUAAGUUUCACGAAGAAAUUGGUACAAUCUCAGCGGCGCAUCGCGAAGCCUUCAAAAAACAGUGUUACGAGAAAGUAGAGGGUCGUACCUUCACACUGCUAGCACCUCUAGCUCUCGCUAUGUACAGUGUUACGCAUGAGGAGAUGACUGCGGCACUCAAAAAGCAUCGUGAGCAAUCCCCGCCGGACGGGAAUAGUAGGCCCACUCCCAAAAUGAAUCAGCUGCCACUCAUCAGCUUUCCUUGGAUCUUCCCCAAUAUACUGGGCGGAGUUGCACUAGGUCAUUACGAUGCCCCUGAACUAGUCAGUCCGAACCAGGGGCAGGCUGCAUCGGUUGAUGAAGAUGCCCUGCGGGCUCAGGGUGAUAGCAAUAUCAUACCGGAGGACCCUUUCGGUUUAUUCACGGACGAGGAGCGCGCAGCCAGCGCAUUAUGCAACCAGCCAUCGUUACAUGCUUCUUCUAGCCAUAUCAGUCCAGAAAAUAUUGGAAUUCUCGACCAACUCCUCGACUUUGGCUUUUCAGAUUCCCCGCAGAUAUCGCCGUCUUCUCUCGCCGCCCCUUCCAUCACCUCUGGUGAAGGACAGCUCGCCUUGCUAGACUUCAAUGGCGACAGAGCCAGUGAAAUCCUCGAGAAUCAGGUACAACAUGCCUCAGGACCGAAAGCAGCGCGUGACACGGUGAGCAACGAAGACGAAUGCGUUGAUGUUGAGGAGGUAGGUGAUGUGGAGCCUACUGCCCUCGAUCGACUGAAUGAGAUUCUCGGACUAUGA